GAAUACCAUGCAUUCAAUGUGUGGUCUAAAAAUGGAAUACAUUAUACAUUUCCCCCAUCACUGUUCGUUUUUCAGCAUUAUUCGAAACCGACGCACCAAGUCGCAUCACGCAUGCGUAAUGGAGUAAUGGUGGCGAAACCAAAAUAAAUAGCCACUCAUCGUAGCUUCCCUCUCUUCACUUUCACCAUCUCCUCGAACUCUAAUUUCCAGCUGCGAAAGCAACAUAUCCCUUUCAGCCAUGGCCAAGUUUCUCCAGAUCUCUUCCUCCCUCCUCACUCUACUCGUCCUCCUAACCUCCACCGCCAUCUCUUUCUCUCCCAUCGCCGCCGCAGCGAAACCAAAAUCCCACGACGGCUUCUCCCGGCGACUGUCUCCGGCGACGCUCCGCCUGAAGAAAGAGAAGCUCAGCCACCUCCGCUUCUACUUCCACGACAUCGUCUCCGGGCCCAACCCAACGGCGGUGCAAAUCGUCCGGGCGCCUCCCACCGCCAACCUCUCGUCCACGGGCUUCGGCAUGCUGGCGAUGAUCGACGACCCGCUGACGGCCGGGCCCAAGCCCACUUCCAAGCUGGUGGGCCGGGCCCAGGGGAUUUACGGGUCGGCCUCUCUGAACGACGUCGGGCUGCUGAUGGCCCUCAACUUCGCCUUCGUGGAAGGGAAGUUCAACGGGAGCACGCUGAGUGUUAUGGGGAGGAACGCGGUGAUGUCGCCGGUGAGGGAGAUGCCGGUCAUCGGCGGGAGCGGGGUUUUCAGGUUUGCUAGGGGAUACGCUCAGGCCAGGACCCGGACGUUCAAUCCGAGGACCGGAGAUGCUGUGGUGGAGUAUAAUGUUUAUGUCUUCCAUUACUGAUAGCUAGCUUUUCACCUUCACGUUGACAAACUUGGUUCCUCCGGCCGAUCGUCGGCCGCCAUGAGUUCCCUUUUCCGAUUGUUUACUGCCGCCCUCUUAUAUCCCAAAUUUUGCUAAUAUCUACACUCGUUUUUUUUUUCCUUCCGAAAAAGCAUUUCCCCUUUUGCGGUUCUACAUGAACUGAUGAACAUGACUGUGUUACAUAUACUUUCUUGUAUUAUUCACAUCUAAAAAAGGUUUCACAUAUUCAACCCAACUCAUGUACGUGAUUGAAAAAAUAUAUUGAAAUAUAUACGUAUGCAAUUGAUAAUUUAAUACGUAUGCAAUUAGCAAUUAUUUUAUUAUUAUUAAAGAAUAAAAAGAGUUUACUAUAAAUAAUUUUAUGUAACCAUUGGUUUCGUCACGCAAGGUCAAUCACUAUAUGCGAUGAGGAAUUUUCGUCACAAAAAAAAAAAAGGUGACGCUCAACUUCGUUACAUCAAAGUAUAUUCUCGUCACAUAUUAUGUUUGUUAGAUGCCAAUCAAAUUAGAUAUCUUUGUGAUGGAAUUGACCUCAUCACAGAAAAUACUUGUCACAGAAGAUGCAGAUUGUUGUAGUGAUAACAAAACAAUGUUUGUGAA
Linum trigynum is the source of this 1471-nucleotide messenger RNA. NCBI's taxonomy places the organism in Eukaryota, Viridiplantae, Streptophyta, Magnoliopsida, Malpighiales, Linaceae. The record is from the annotation of a GenBank genome assembly.